Phytophthora nicotianae INRA-310 is the source of this 363-nucleotide messenger RNA. RefSeq lists its product as hypothetical. The coding region runs from base 1 to 363 and encodes 120 amino acids. NCBI's taxonomy places the organism in Eukaryota, Oomycota, Peronosporomycetes, Peronosporales, Peronosporaceae. The transcript has 3 exons. The record is from RefSeq and is a predicted model, not a curated record.
AUGGCCAACUUUCUUUCCAAUAGUAUUGGACGAACGGUGUCUAACCAGCAAGCUCCCAAUUUUCUAGCAUCUCGAUACGGUGGUCCGUGCGUGGAGCACCGAGUCGAAUUGCUGGUGGAGGCGUACCUGACACAUUCAGGCAACGAGUGCCUACUCCUUGAAGAUGCAGACGGAGUGCUGUGUGGGAUCGUUAUGAUUAAUGCCGCACAGAAAGAGCUCUAUAAGUGGUGGGGUGAGACCCUACCGCUUAACUGGACGCACCAUUCCAACAACCUUGGUUUUCAUCUGGGUGAACUCAUGAUAACUGCUGGAAAUGGUCUGGGAAUCUCGGUCUGUGAUAUGCUGGUAGCUGACCAGCGUUAA